Cannabis sativa is the source of this 410-nucleotide messenger RNA. Its product is annotated as sphingolipid C9-methyltransferase 2-like. The transcript has 4 exons. The coding region runs from base 9 to 380 and encodes 123 amino acids. Gene Ontology annotation, molecular function: methyltransferase activity. The record is from RefSeq and is a predicted model, not a curated record. Lineage: Eukaryota; Viridiplantae; Streptophyta; Magnoliopsida; Rosales; Cannabaceae.
UGGGUAUCAUGACACAUCUCCAUCCUUAUGAAGUAAAUGGCAUCAUUCGUCUACCUCCCGCAGCCUACACAUUAUCAAAAGUUGAUAAAGAAAUUAUUUUUGUGGAGCACAUUGAAAACAUUGGAAUUCAUUACUACCAAACGCUGAAGAUUUGGAGAAAGAAUUUCCUAGAAAACCAAAGUAAAAUCCAGGCCCUUGGAUUCAGUGACAAGUUUAUUAGGACUUGGGAGUACUAUUUUGAUUAUUGUGCUUCAGGUUUCAAAUCACGCACUAUCGGUGAGAUUACCAGAUUGUGUUUUCUCGUCCUGGCAAUGUGGCAACCUUACUCAUCCCAAGGGCGGACCCACAUAGAGGCGAGGUGGGGCAGUCGCCCACCUUAAAAAAAAAAAAUCGGGAAAAAAUAUAUAUGC